Messenger RNA from Cutaneotrichosporon oleaginosum, 748 nucleotides. RefSeq lists its product as uncharacterized. NCBI's taxonomy places the organism in Eukaryota, Fungi, Basidiomycota, Tremellomycetes, Trichosporonales, Trichosporonaceae. The record is from RefSeq and is a predicted model, not a curated record.
CAGGACCCCAACGGCCCCGUCACUCUCCGCACCUCCAAGUUCAUCACGAACCGCCUGCUGCAGCGCAAGCAGUUCGUCGUGACCGUCACGCACCCCACUCGCGCCAACCUCUCGCGUGACGAGGUUGCCGAGCGCCUUGCCCAGCUCUACAAGGCUGACAAGGAGCGUGUCGUUGUCUUCGGCCUCCGCACCAAGUUCGGUGGCGGUGUCACUGUCGGCUUCGGUCUCGUCUACGACGACGAGGACGCUCAGCGCAAGUUCGAGCCCCGCUUCCGUCUCGUCCGCAACGGCAUGGCUGCCAAGGUCGAGAAGCCCUCGCGCAAGCUGCGCAAGGAGCGCAAGAACCGUGCGAAGAAGUUCCGCGGCGUCAAGAAGGUUGGUGCCUCUGCCGCCAAGAAGUAAAUGCCCGUUUUGCUUCUCGCGCUUCGUCUUUGCAUAUUCCCGGGAGAUGUACAUUUGGCCCACCCUUGUGGUAUGGCUAUCGCCAGGCCGGAGUGCCGUUCUCGAAUAUCCCGAGGCAAGUUUCGUUCAUCGUCAGCAAUCGUCAGCAAGCCCAGGUGUGUUGCGGGGGGAGGAGGAUGGGCAAAAGGUUUUUGCCUUGUGGUCGGAGACAGCGUCGGCGUGCUGAGGCGUUGUGGUCGUUGCUGUGUGGGCUGGGUUCCCCAAGAGGUUAUGAUGUUGACUGACGAGUCUAACGGCUACUAACCACGUUUGUAUCUGUGCGAUGAAUUUGUGCCACUCGGUUGUG